Messenger RNA from Chaetomium fimeti, 3716 nucleotides. RefSeq lists its product as uncharacterized. The transcript is spliced from 3 exons. The record is from RefSeq and is a predicted model, not a curated record. Gene Ontology annotation, biological process: protein phosphorylation; actin cortical patch assembly; actin filament organization. Gene Ontology annotation, molecular function: protein serine/threonine kinase activity; ATP binding. Lineage: Eukaryota; Fungi; Ascomycota; Sordariomycetes; Sordariales; Chaetomiaceae. Gene Ontology annotation, cellular component: cytoplasm. Bases 163 to 3432 code for a protein of 1089 amino acids.
GCUCACUUCCCGACUCCGCCCCAAGUACCUCGCUUCUCUCCCCCAACUCCCACCGCCGUAUCUCGUUUCCCGUCCCUUGCGCCCGCGACCCGACCCCUCCACCGCCGCCCCGAACAUCGGGAUUCCUACUCCCGCGUAAGAGAACGAGCAACGAAACCGCAAAUGGCGUCGUACGGCCAUGCGGCGCCCGCAAACUACGGGGCAGGCCACGCCGCCCCCGCGCCGGUGGCUGCUGGUGGUGCCCCGGCCGGUACUUUCUCGCCGGGAACCAAGAUACAAGUUGGGAGUCACCGCGUGGUCAUUCAGAAAUACCUCUCUGAAGGCGGCUUCGCACACGUGUAUCUGGUCAAAAUGCCGACGCCCAUCAACGGGACGGACCAGGCCGUGUUGAAACGGGUGGCGGUCCCGGACAAGGACUCGCUGCGGGGGAUGCGCACCGAGGUCGAAACUAUGAAGCGCCUCAAGGGCCACCGCGCUAUUGUCACCUACAUUGACUCGCACGCCUCAGAGCUGCGCGGCGGCGGCUACGAAGUCUUCCUGCUCAUGGAAUACUGCAACGGCGGUGGGCUGAUCGACUUCAUGAACACGCGCCUGCAGCACCGCCUGACCGAGCCCGAGAUCCUCAAUAUCUUCGCCGAUGUUGCCGAAGGCGUCGCCUGCAUGCACUACCUGCGCCCAGCACUCUUGCACCGCGAUCUCAAAGUCGAGAACGUGCUCAUCACCCUCGUCGGGUCAACCCGCAAGUUCAAGCUCUGCGACUUCGGAUCGGCAGCCGCCCCGCGUGCCGCGCCCACAACUACCGCCGAGUGCCGCGCGAUGGACGAGGACGUACAAAAACACACGACCAUGCAAUACCGGAGUCCCGAGAUGGUAGACGUGUACAGGAAGCAACCCAUUGACGAGAAGUCCGACAUUUGGGCGCUCGGCGUCCUGCUCUACAAGCUUUGCUAUUAUACCACGCCGUUCGAAGAGCAGGGCCAGCUUGCCAUUCUCAACGCGAGCUAUCGGUUCCCCAGCCACCCUGCCUUUUCGGAUAGGCUUAAGGGGCUCAUUGCUUGGAUGCUGCGCGAGAACCCGCAGGUCAGACCCAAUAUUUAUCAGGUGCUCCGCGAGGCUUGCGCAAUGCAAAAUCGAGAGCCUCCCGUCAAGGAUAUCUACUCGAGCAAAUCGCAAGCGGACGCCCACCGGCGUGACCAGCCUCUACCCGAUCCCCAUGGGGCUAAGUCGCCGCCGACUGUUGGCGCCGUCUUCUCCCCACAAGCAACCCAGCACGAACCGGUGGUUCCUGAAGUCGAGCGGAUGCGAAGGGGAAGGGUACCCGUCUCCCAGUCGCCGCAGCCGAACCGGCCAAGUCCGUCUCCCGGCAAGGUGACGGACGGCGACCCCUUUGCCGCCCUUGACUCCAGAGCCGCAGUAAAGGGCGGAGAUGAGCUGUCCAACAAAUUCCCAACCCUCGACCAAUUCUCCCUGCUUCACGACAAGGGGCAGAAGUUUGAGUUUGAUGACGGCUUGGCCAACUCCCCACUGCAACCAAAGGACUUGUCCCAGCGGGUUGCCGAAAGAUUAGCAGAUGAGGCGUUCCAGGUGAAACCCUCUCCCGCUUCCGCGCCUGCUGCACCAAGCCCGAGGCAGUCUAUGGACGUUAGCAGACCAAACCCGUCGGUCAUGUCUCCGCCCCUUAAAUCAGCCACUGCUCCCUCAAAACCGCGAGAGGUCAGCCGUGCAUCAACCAUCAUCUCGAACACCCCUGAACUACAAGCUCUCUCGUCACCAACCCCACAAUCACCUCCCAAGUCGAAGAUGGUGUCAAUAGGGACGAUGACGUCCCCGUCACUGGACCAAGUUCCGCAGUACCAGAUCCAGCGUUUCCCGCCCAGUGAUCGCCACCGAGCAGCUAGUGUCCCUCGGCCGGCCCUCACCGGGCAAAACCCCCCGGCUCUUGGCGAAGGAACUGGUUCUCGGACGCCCUCGUUCCAGGGUGUUGUUGCCCAGCAAACACACGCACGCCACCCCUCGUCGUCGAGGCCGUCACUAGAAGGCGGGCGGCCGAACUUGGAUCAACUAGAUCCGGUCAGGCCGGGGUCUCGGCUCACCGUGAGGCCAAGACCUGUCAGUACACACCUAGAAUCCAAUCUCGAGUUUCUACGGGAGCAGGAGUCAAGAGCCAAGUCUCCCGCUUUACCGUCUCCGAGGCACUCGUUGGAGAAGAGCCAACCGCCGAGUCCGGACGAAGACACAAACAUCGAAUCCAACGUCGACUUCCUCCGUGCGAUGGAGGACUGGGAUCCGAAAAAGGACAAGUUCUCCAAGCAACACCCGAAGCGGGGCAGCCUCUCAUCGCUCGGCGCCGGCACCAAGAACAUCCUCGCCGGCAAGUUCGGCGACGCCUUCAAGCGCUUCGAGGGCAACACAACCGGCCCGCCCCAACCGCGCACACCCUCUCCCCUCAAAGACCUUGAACACCACGAUCGCCACACUCUCACUCCUAUCGCCGGCUCCGAGGCCGUUGACGGCCGCAGCGACGACGGCCAGUCACCGGAAUGGGAGGACAUGACACCCGAGAUGCGCCGCGAGCAAGAGGCGCUCAUGCUCGCGCAGGAGGAAGCACGCGUGGCCGCCGCGCAGGCCGAGUACCGGCAGCGCGUGGGCCAGCGGACCGGGGGCGGCGGCCCGCCCGUGCCCCCGCCCAAGAGCAUCGGCGGUGUCUCGCGCGUCGCCUCCAUCCAGAACAAGGUCCAGAGCCUCAUCGACGAGAGCAACCGCGCCUCCACCACCGUCACGCGCACCGCCCAGGGCUAUGGCCACUACUCCGACGCCGCCGCCACCCCCAACCCCAGCCAGGCGAGCGAAGGCGGCGGCGGGCACAAACCAGCGGUCCCGCGGAAACCGACAGGCGGGCAGGUAACAGGCGGGCAGCCGCCCCAACAACCGCAGCGCCCGACACCGUCGACCGCAGGCGUAGAGCCCGCCGCCACCGGCCGAACCAUGACCUCUACCACCACCGGCGGCAGCCGGCCCCCGGCCCCGCCGAAACCCACCCACCUCAACAAACCCCUGCCCGCAGGCGGCGGUGUCGUGCGGCCCCCGUCCCCGACCAAAAUGACCCCGCUCAUGCCGGACCUGUCAUCCAACACCCGAGGCAUCUCGUCACCCAAACUCAGGGGCCCCUCCUCCGCCGCUGCUGCUUCUGCUACUGCGGCUGGGAGUAGCGGUGGUGGCGGUGGUGGUGCUGCUGCUGGUGCUGCUGAGGCGCUGUUGGCGGUGGAUCUGCCCGGCGGGCAGGGGUCGGCGCUGCUGAGGAUGACGGCGGCGGAGAAGGAUGACUAUGUGCGGGAUUUCCAGAAGCGGUUUCCGAGCCUGGGGGCGAUUGAGAUGGUGGAGAGGGAUUUGGCGGCGGAGGAGGGGGGUGGUGCGGGUGCUAGGGGGAGGUGAGGUGGAUCUCCAGGCGUGGAGGGGGCUAUGGAAUGUGGUGGGUGGUUAGAUGGUAAUGUGGUGAGGCCGGGGUGGAAGCGAAGCGAGCCAAGGGGUGUAGAUGCGGUGGUGAUAAGGGUUGUUGUUGUUGUUGUUGUAGUUGCAUGAUGCGCUGUGGGGUGCAUUGUUAUACAGUACGGUACAAAACAAGCAUAGAAAUCGGCCGGUAGGCGAUGUUGGAUUUUAUCAACUUGGGAUGGUGGAGCUGUGGUCUGCUAGCGUGGGAAGGGUGAUGUGAUGCUAUA